Molecule: messenger RNA, 909 nt
Organism: Lasiosphaeria miniovina
Lineage: Eukaryota; Fungi; Ascomycota; Sordariomycetes; Sordariales; Lasiosphaeriaceae
Product: ribosomal protein S5 domain 2-type protein
Exons: 1
Coding region: 1-909 (302 amino acids)
Biological process (GO): regulation of translational initiation; GCN2-mediated signaling
Cellular component (GO): cytoplasm
Molecular function (GO): protein binding
Source: RefSeq, a predicted model, not a curated record
AUGUCAGAAGAGCUUCUCGACGAAAUAGAAGCCAUCAACUCCAUCUACGGGGAGGACACACUCACACCCUACCCAUCAUCAGACACACCAGACUCGGGAAUCUACAUCCUGCGCCUGCCCCCCCUCGACCCCUCCCCUGAUCCAGAGUCAGGGUCAACAUCAUCACUGCGCCUGCAGUUCCCCGCGGGGUACCCCGCAGCCGCACCGCCCGCGGUGGUGGGCACGCACAGCAGCAGCGGCGGCAGCAAGCGCGGGGCGGCGGCGCGCGAUCUACAACUGUUCCGCGGCGCCGUGGCCGCCGUGUACGCGCCGGGGCAGGUGUGUCUGUUCGACGCGUUCGAGCGGUUCAAGGAGGACGCCGCUGCAUCCGCUGCUGCCGUGCACCGUGAUGAUGAUCAGGAAGGCGAAGAAGAAAGUGCGGUGACGGAGGAGGAGGAGCAGCCUGCGGGCAGCCACGGCGGCAAUGGCGAGGAUGAAAACGAAGACGAAGCUGCGCCGUGGGUGAUAUCCGACCCCGUAGUCGAGCUCAAAUCGACAUUCGUCGCGCGGUGCGCGGCGGCAUCAUCGCCCGCACAGGCGGCGCGGUACAUCCGCCAUUUACUCGCGAGCGACCGGCGGGUGCGGGGGGCGACGCACAACAUGACGGCGUGGCGGAUCCGCGGGGCCGGUGGGGCGACGUUCCAGGACUGCGACGACGACGGCGAGACAGCCGCGGGGGGCCGCCUGCUGCACCUGAUGCAGCUCAUGGACCUGUGGGACACGGUGGUGGUGGUGACGCGGUGGUACGGCGGCCAGAAGUUGGGGCCUCGCCGCUUCGCGCUGAUCAAUACCGCCGCCCGCGACGCCUUCGUCAAGGCCGGUCUGGUUAGUGACUCGGCGGCGGCUAAGAGGAAAGGCCAUGGGAAAUGA